AUGAAUCAUCAAAGAGAUAAUGUGUUAAAUCAUAUGAGAAAGUUAUGGACCAAUUGGAUAGGAUCAUUGCACAAGUAUGUGAAGUCUAAGCCAUUGCAUGAAGCACUAAAAGUCCCGGAGGAGAUAGACAAGAGUGAUUGGGAAUGGUUGGUCAAGGAACAUUUUUUAAGUGAAAAAUUUAAGGAAACAAGUAUUAGAAACUCGAUCAAUAGGUCUAAGUUGAGAAUGCCUCAUCGUACGGGUAGCAAGCCGAUUAGAGAAAUUAUUUACGAACUGGGAGGCAAAGACGGUAAUCCACCGAACAUGGCGACUAUCUUCUUUGAGACUCACAAGAAAAAUGACACGCUUGUAGAACCUGAAGCUGGUGAAAAAUAUGCUGAGAUACAAGAACUGGUACAAUCUGAGCCAUCUCUUACGAAUAUCGAGGUAAUAGAAAGAUGCUUCGAACCUCAAAACAAGAGUCACGUGGUUGGAUUAGGGGGUGGUAUAACCACUAAGGAGUUGAAAGGUGGUAGCUCCUCAAAGGCUGCAAUACUGGCUGAGCUGAAUGCAAUUCGAAAAGAAAAAGAAUCACUACAGACCGAGCUGAAUGCAACUAAAAAGCAAAAGAAUCACUAG
Messenger RNA from Nicotiana attenuata, 618 nucleotides. RefSeq lists its product as uncharacterized. The record is from RefSeq and is a predicted model, not a curated record. The transcript has 4 exons. Lineage: Eukaryota; Viridiplantae; Streptophyta; Magnoliopsida; Solanales; Solanaceae. The coding region runs from base 1 to 618 and encodes 205 amino acids.